UACGAACGAUUUAAUAUAGUCGGAACGCAACUCAUAAACAGGAAGUGAAGAAAAAGGUGAAAAUCAGAAAAUGGCACACAACUACCGGGACUACGACCCACUAGAUGAUUACGCUAUUAGAGCAAAUUCAUUUCAGUCUACCUCUGUGAAUUAUGGAGAAAACCAUCCUAGUUCAUCACCACCAAACUCAGCAAAAGAAGAGCAGGCCUCUUCCUGCACAUCAUCACCAGUCAGAAAUGAAAACAGAAAUAACCAAAUGAUGAACAACAGUAUGGUGCUACAAGAAGGUAAACUUGUCACCCACCAGAUGACCUACAAUGAUACUGGACAGAGGAUGCAAGCGUAUGGAGAACCCAGUCCAAGGCUCCCAGACUCGGCUUCACUGCCCAUGUCUCCUAGUCACCGAAAAUCUCUUACAUCACCCCAUCAUUCUGAAACAGAGGAUAUUAUGGUUUUUGUUGAGCCGCCCAGUAAAAGUCUCUUCUGUAAAAUGUGUAACAGUGUUUACAAGGAUCCAGUGAUGGUGACUUGUGGGCACUCCUAUUGCAGAAGAUGUGUCACACAACAGAGUGAAGGUGUUUGUCCAAUAGACAAUCAGACAAUAGCUGUUGUGGUGGCUAACAUUGCAGUGUCAGAACAGAUCGGAGAGAUGUUCAUCUACUGUCGCCAUGGAUGUCGCCUCUCAGAGGAUGGUCAGUCCUAUGAGGUGGAUCCCACAAGAUGCCAGGCCACUGUCAAAGUCUCUUGCAGAGUAGAGCAUGAAGACACCUGUGAUUAUAUGAUGGUGGAGUGUCCAAACCACACAGGCUGCCCACAGUUGUUAAGAAAGGACCUGGAGGACCACAUUAAAACGUGUAGUAAUGUCCGAUGUCCUCAUCACAAACACAGUUGUGAGUUUACUGGAACGCAAGAUGAACUUCAGGAUCAUCUGAAGGUUUGUAAGUAUGAAGGGGUGAAGGACUUUCUGGGUCACAUGGAGGAGAAGAUCGGGGAACUCCAGGAAUCCCUGGAGGAGAAGGAUCAGGAAAUCAACUUCCUACGCUCCAUGUUAGGGAAACUGUCAGAGAGACUGGAGAACCUAGAGAAAAGUGCUGAAAUGAAACUAGAACUUAUUGAACGCACUCAAAAUAAUUUACUUAGUGAGGUUGUGGAGAAUCGCAAGGAGCGAGCCCUUCUCAUGGAUGAACUAGCCAACAUACAAAAUCAGUUGAAUGGACGCAAUGGAGUGUAUGAUCCUCAGCAAAUGUUCAAAUGCCGUGGGACUUUUGUUGGACAUCAGGGACCUGUUUGGUGCUUAACAGAAUAUGGAGACUUUCUGUUCAGUGGUUCCUCUGACAAAACAAUAAAAGUUUGGGAUACAGGUAACAAUUACAGGUGUAUAAAGACAAUGGAGGGACACACUGGAAUUGUAUUGGCCCUCUGUACCUGGGGCAACAAACUCUACAGUGGGUCACAAGACUGUAGAAUCAGGGUAUGGAAUAUUGAAAACUUUGAGAAAGAGAAUUCAGUAGAAGCUCAUGAAAAUCCUGUGUGUACUUUGACCUCAGCCAAAAACAUGCUGUUCAGUGGGUCCUUAAAAGUGAUCAAGGUUUGGGAUGCCCACACAAUGGAGCUGAAGAAGGAACUGACAGGAAUGAACCACUGGGUCAGGGCUCUGGUAGCCACCCAAAACUACUUAUAUAGUGGCUCCUACCAGACAAUAAAGAUCUGGGAUUUGGACACUUUGGAGGUUGUUCACAAUCUCGAGACGUCAGAGGGUAGUGUUUACAGUUUAGCAGUCACAAAUCACCACAUCCUUUGUGGCACUUACGAAAAUGUCAUCCAUGUAUGGGAGCUGGUCUCUAAGGAGUUAGUGGUGACCCUGAAAGGUCACACAGGAACAGUGUAUAGCAUGGCUGUUCUUCACACAACAUCUGGGACUAAAGUGUUCAGUGCUUCAUAUGACCGAUCACUCAGAGUUUGGAGCAUGGAUAAUAUGAUUUGCACACAGACAUUGUUGAGACACCAGGGCAGUGUAGCUUGCUUAGCUGUUUCUAGAGGAAGGAUUUUCUCUGGUUCUGUGGACAGCACAGUAAAGCUCGAUCAGCAGCCGCGAUCAGACAUACAUGUGGUGGACCUCCGCAGUGACACGGUGACUAAGCCUUCACCAGAAAUGAGGAAUGCCAUGGCAACUGCUGAAGUCGGAGAUGAUGUCAUGGGAGAGGAUCCAACAGUAAAUGCUCUACAGGACAGAAUUGCAAAACUGUUUGACAAGGAGGCAGCAUUGUUUGUUCCUACUGGUACAAUGGGCAAUCUUGUUUCAGUUCUGACUCAUUGUCCCGAGAGAGGAUUGGAAGUUAUUCUGGGUCACAAAAGUCAUAUUUUUGUUCAUGAACAAGGGAAUGUAGCACAGUUUGGAGGUUUGCUGACCUCUGUAGUAGAGAAUAAGGAGGAUGGGACGAUGGAACUGGACAAGAUCAGGGAGAGAAUUAGAAUUAGUGAUGAUCCUCACUUCCCCUACACUAGACUGAUCUGUGUAGAAAACACACAUAAUUACUGUGGCGGAAAAGUUAUACCACUGUCUUACAUGAAAAAGGUGUAUGAAUUAGCUCAGGAAUAUGAAAUGAAGGUCCACCUUGAUGGAGCUAGGUUAAUGCAUGCUGCCACUGCGCUGGGUGUACAGCCAGCUGAGAUCACAAGAUAUGUAGAUUCUGUCAAUAUGUGCUUCUCCAAGGGACUUGGUUGUCCAGUAGGGUCAGUUAUAGCUGGAACAAGUGAUUUUAUCAGGAUGGCAAAGAGGAGAAGAAAGGCCCUGGGAGGGGGUAUGCGUCAGGCAGGGGUACUGGCAGCAGCUGCCAUGUACUCACUGGACCAUGUCCUCCCAAAACUCUCAGAAGAUCACGUCAAGACUCAAAAAAUUACAAAAGCCAUCAUGUCAGCACCACAGACAGUUGUUCAUGUAAACCAAGAAACUGUGGAAACCAACAUAGUAUUCCUAACAGUGACAAAACCUGGUCUCACCGCUACACAGCUGUAUAACAGGCUCCUUCAGGUGACAGAUGAAGAGAGGAGAGAGCUAGGGGAGGGAAUCAUUGUGAAGAUGGUUCCCUACUCGGACACACUACUGAGGUUUGUCCUCCACUGUGAUAUUUCCCCACAGGACGUCCACAAAGCCAUCAGUAAAUUCUCCUAUGUUCUACAAGAGUUAAUAUCAGGGGAUACAGGAAGUACCAGCAAUUUUCCCCAUGUAGAUUUCACUGCCUGGUCACCACAAGCAGGGUCUGGUCUUGACUUUUUGUGUCUUGUCCCUUUCUCAUCGACUUACAAGCCCACCUACAGACAGACAGACACACCAGGGAAGGUAAAAGUCAGUGUAACACACAGGCAGCAGAGACAGAAAAAAUUCAAAUGUAGCAGCACUGUUGGAAACUAUAUUGCAGAUGAAAGAAGGCUACAGAAUGCUGCUAAUCAGAAUGACCUUAAUGCAGUGGUUGAAUUACUGGAUGAUGGAGUAGAUCCGUGUUGUGCAGACAAUAAACAAAGAACUCCUCUCCAUUUUGCCUCAUCUCAGGGAUAUGAAAAAGUUGUAAAAGCCUUGCUGGACAAGGGUGCAGAUCCAAAUCAGAAAGACAUUCUUGGGAAUACACCUCUACACCUAGCUGCCUGCACGGGUCAAGUCCCUGUGGUUACUCUUUUGCUGAAAGCAGGAACAAAUCUGAAGUCUGUGGAUAGACAUGGCAGAACUCCAUUAAGUGUGGCAAAAUCACGCCUCCGAUUCCUUAGUGAAGAAAGAGAGUAUUCCUCACAGAGGGUUAAGGAUGAAACUCUAGAGAUUGGAGAAAUGAUGAGAGCAUAUUUAAACAUUUCUGGACUGCACCAAGAAGCAGAGCAGAUUGACCAGCUAUGUCAUCAGUUACAAGGCGUGUCGACCCGAGAGGAGGUUGAUCACCUUAACUCUCUCUUCACAGACUUUGCAAGUCUCAAUAUUGAAAAAUCUCAAAACAGGACAUAGCUGUGUGUUUAACAUGUCAUCUUAACAUUGAAGGGUUUCACUGAGCACAAUCUUAUCAUGUGGGAAUUGCUGUCUAUUUGUUUGACUUCAUGUAUGUAUUUAGACAUUUUGGUUAUACAUGAAUUUGUAUAAUAGGUUAUCAUGAACAAAUGGUUUGCCAGUACACAAUUUUCAUUGAGAAACAUUUUGCAAUGGAUAUUCAUUGAUAAAUAAUGAUUCAAGUCAUUUGACAUUCCGCAGAAUUAUGAUUCAAAGCAGCUGAUAAUGUAUGUUGUAUUUUACUAAAAAAAAAAGAUGUGUGUGAAAAAUAGAAAGGUACAUGUAGAUAUUAUGCUGCUGGCAGAGAAACUGUAUAUUGAGCGUUAUCAUAUAUUUAUACAUAAAUUGAAAUGUAUCUGUAUCAUUAAUUCAAAAACAAAAGUAUAGUUUUGUUGUUGUCAGAGUGCAAGUUUUUUUUUUCUCCCAUAGAUAAAAUAGAAAGAUGCAGUAUGUUCAGAUAAUUAUAGAAUAUUUU
Saccostrea echinata is the source of this 4505-nucleotide messenger RNA. RefSeq lists its product as uncharacterized. Lineage: Eukaryota; Metazoa; Mollusca; Bivalvia; Ostreida; Ostreidae. The coding region runs from base 71 to 3991 and encodes 1306 amino acids. The transcript is spliced from 36 exons. Gene Ontology annotation, molecular function: protein binding; L-allo-threonine aldolase activity; zinc ion binding. The record is from RefSeq and is a predicted model, not a curated record. Gene Ontology annotation, cellular component: cytosol. Gene Ontology annotation, biological process: glycine biosynthetic process; L-threonine catabolic process.